CUUCUUCUAUAUAAAUUGAGCUCUAUGACUUGAUUAUUUACAUACAAGUGUAGAAAAAAACAAAGCCUCUCUCUCAAUUUAUAACUAACAAAAGAUGAACUUGAUCAUGGGUGAUGGGGAAGUGAGCUCUAGUGAGCUUCUUCAAGCUCAAGAGCUUGUAUGGAACUGUUCACUCAGCUUCAUAAAGCCCAUGUCAUUAAAAUGUGCCAUUGAUUUAGGUAUCCCAGAUAUCAUCCACAACCACGGCCAACCCAUUACACUAUCCAAUCUCAUUUCCUCCCUUCCUAUCCACCCUUCAAAAGCUCAUUUCAUUCAUCGCCUUAUGCGAAUCCUUGUUCAUUUUGGCUUUUUCUCAACACAACCACAAGAAGAAAAAAAGGAAGAAGAGACAUACUCUCUCACACUUGCUUCUAGGCUUCUCUUAAAAGAUGGUCCCUUUAGGGCUGCAACAUUUUUUCUUGUCCAACUCAACCCGCUUUUGCUUACCCCAUGGCAUUUCUUGAGCACUUGGUUUCAAAAAGGCGAGGAUGAUCCGACGCCGUUUGAGAUGGUGAAUGGGAUGAACUUUUGGGAUUUUGUAGGUGAUGAUCCAAUGGUCAAGCACAUGUUUACGGAAGCCAUGGCCAAUGACUCUCGUAUAAUGUCGAAAGUGGUAGUAGAAGAGGGUAAAGAGGUGUUCGAAGGGUUGAGUUCAUUGGUGGAUGUGGGAGGUGGCACAGGUAUUAUGGCCAAAGCCAUAGUCAAAGCCUUCCCUAAUAUUAAAUGCACUGUGCUUGAUCUUCCAUAUGUUGUUGCUGAUUUGAAGGGAACACACAACUUGAACUUUAUUGAAGGUGAUAUGUUCAAGAAAAUACCUUCUGCAAAUGCAGUUUUACUCAAGUGGAUUUUGCAUGACUGGAGUGAUGAAGAGGCUGUGACUAUAUUAAAGAAAUGUCGAGAAGCCAUUUGGAGUAAAGAUAAAGGAGGAAAAGUGAUACUGAUAGAUAUGGUUAUUGAUGAGAAUCCAAAGUUAGAAAAAAAGUCAGCUGAAACUCAACUGUGCUUUGAUAUGUUAAUGAUGGUCGACCUCACUGGUAAAGAGCGUAAUAAAAAGGAAUGGGAAAACAUUUUCUUGGCUGCUGGAUUUAGUCACUACAAGAUUACUCCAAUUGUGGGACUUAGAUCUCUCAUUGAGGUUUACCCUUAAAAUAAUUAAAGUUUAUGCAAGAAGUUUAUUGAUUUCCUUAUGUUAAUGUUCUGUUGUGUUGGGUUAUUUUCUUUAUAUAUAUAUAUAUAUAUAUAUAUAUAUAUAUAUAUUAUAAGGUUUGGGUAUGAAUUAAGAUGUAACAAGAUGUAUCACCAAAUUAACAAUAUAAGGUGCAUGUGUUUGUUAUUUUGCCACAUAUCGAUUAUUAUUAUUAUUAUUAUCUAUGGGCGUAAAGCUAGUUCAUGUAAAUAUGUAUGUUA
Humulus lupulus (European hop) is the source of this 1446-nucleotide messenger RNA. Its product is annotated as trans-resveratrol di-O-methyltransferase-like. Bases 95 to 1186 code for a protein of 363 amino acids. The transcript has 2 exons. The record is from RefSeq and is a predicted model, not a curated record. Gene Ontology annotation, biological process: methylation. NCBI's taxonomy places the organism in Eukaryota, Viridiplantae, Streptophyta, Magnoliopsida, Rosales, Cannabaceae. Gene Ontology annotation, molecular function: O-methyltransferase activity; protein dimerization activity; S-adenosylmethionine-dependent methyltransferase activity.